Molecule: messenger RNA, 498 nt
Organism: Hippocampus comes (tiger tail seahorse)
Lineage: Eukaryota; Metazoa; Chordata; Actinopteri; Syngnathiformes; Syngnathidae
Gene: atp5pf
Product: ATP synthase peripheral stalk subunit F6
Exons: 4
Coding region: 104-427 (107 amino acids)
Biological process (GO): proton motive force-driven ATP synthesis
Cellular component (GO): proton-transporting ATP synthase complex
Molecular function (GO): proton transmembrane transporter activity
Source: RefSeq, a predicted model, not a curated record
AAAAAAAAAAAACAGUCCAGCCCACCACGACCACUGAUGUCCCACAAUCCACCGCGCGCGGUCUUCCACAUUAGUUUGCUGGGUCUGAAGUGUCAAAUCCAAGAUGGCGCUCCAUGCCUUCCUCCAGCUGUCCUCCAUGCUGCGUUCUGCGGCCAGUCUGACCCUGCGCAGGAACAUUGGUCUCUCUGCUGUCGUCCUGAACCGGGCCAAAGAGCUGGACCCCGUGCAGAAAUUGUUCCUGGACAAGAUCCGUGACUACAACACCAAGAGCAAGGCUUCUGGCGGCAUUGUGGAUGCAGGACCCGCAUAUCAGAAGAACCUGUCCGAAGAGGUUUCCAAACUGGAGAGGCUAUAUGGUGGGGGAGACCUCACCAAGUUUCCCGACUUCAAAUUCCAAGACCCAAAGUUUGAUGGAGUGGCUAAGUGAAUGCUGUUCAUCUUGUAAAUCACCCAUGUAUUAUAUUUAAUAAUAAAAAGAUCAAAGAUGGUUGAAUCUUU